Messenger RNA from Girardinichthys multiradiatus, 3280 nucleotides. Its product is annotated as palmitoyltransferase ZDHHC14-like. The record is from RefSeq and is a predicted model, not a curated record. Gene Ontology annotation, molecular function: protein-cysteine S-palmitoyltransferase activity. Bases 414 to 1946 code for a protein of 510 amino acids. Gene Ontology annotation, cellular component: Golgi apparatus; endoplasmic reticulum. Lineage: Eukaryota; Metazoa; Chordata; Actinopteri; Cyprinodontiformes; Goodeidae. The transcript has 9 exons. Gene Ontology annotation, biological process: peptidyl-L-cysteine S-palmitoylation; protein targeting to membrane.
GCUUCAGCGGCUCUGCAGAGGAUCGGGAUGUUUUUCACCUCCUCCUCCUUUUUCUUCUCAUUUUUUUCCUCCUUUUGCACAGGCACGGACCAUCAGAACGCCCGGUGCCGCUCCUGUCAACGGACCUGGAUCGCACCCACUCCUGUCCAGAACUGGAACCAGUUUACCCGGGGUGUGUCUAGAGACUGGGUCAGCAGAACGCAGAUCGGGUACCAGACUGGGGUCUCCAGUGCGUGUUUUGUUUACAGAAUAAUAAUCUUAAUAAUAACAAUAAUAAAACAUUGUCGCUUUGUUCGGGUUCGGGUUCGUGAUGAAAAGCGAGCGCGAGGAUUUUCAUUGGAGGCAGAUCCACGCGCACACCUUUGAUUGUCUUUCAUCUCCGCCCGCACGUGCACGCUCCCCUGUCAGGACUCAUGUCUCAGAUCCAGCACGCUGUUCCGGGCGGACCGGGCCGGUACAACCAGAUCUGCACCCGCAGCAACAGCUGCUCCUCCCCGCCCUCCUCCGCCCCCGACACAGAGCCACCCCCCUGCACCGGACACUGUAGCCGAAACCCCCGCAAGAAGUGGCAGGUGUUCCCGGGGAGGAACCGGUUUUACUGCGACGGGCGGAUAAUGAUGGCGAGGCAGACCGGGGUGUUCUACCUGACCCUGGUCCUGAUCCUCCUCACCAGCGGCCUCUUCUUCGCCUUUGACUGUCCCUAUUUGGCGUCCCACCUGAGUCCGGCCAUCCCGGCCGCUGGCGCCGUCCUCUUUGUCUUCGUGAUGGGGAUGCUGUUCAGGGCAAGCUUCAGUGACCCCGGCGUCCUGCCCAGAGCAACGCCGGACGAGGCCGCAGACCUGGAGAAGCAGAUCGACUCGACGGGAUGCUCGAAGCCUCCGCCUCGCACCAGAGAGGUUCUCAUCAACGGACAGACGGUCAAACUGAAGUACUGCUUCACGUGCAAGAUCUUCCGGCCGCCUCGAGCAUCGCACUGCAGCCUCUGUAACAACUGUGUCGAGCGUUUCGACCAUCACUGUCCCUGGGUGGGGAACUGCGUCGGACGGAGGAACUACCGCUUCUUCUACCUCUUCAUCCUCUCCCUCUCCUUCCUCACCAUCUUUAUCUUCACCUUCGUCGUCACACACGUCGUCCUCAGAUCAAACCGGACAGGAUUCCUGACCACACUCAAAGACAGUCCUGCUAGUAUCCUGGAGGUGGUGGUGUGUUUCUUCUCUGUCUGGUCCAUCGUCGGCCUGUCGGGCUUCCAUACGUACCUGAUCAGCUCCAACCAAACCACCAACGAGGACAUCAAAGGAACCUGGUCCAAAAAGGAGGGGAAGGACAAACACAACCCCUACAGUUAUGGAAGUGUCCUCACCAACUGCUGCUCAGCUCUGUGUGGACCUCUGCCACCAAGUUUGAUUGACAGGAGGGGUCUGAUCCAGGCCGACACUCCACACACCGUCUCCCAGUCCAACGGGACCGGAAGCAGCAGCUACACCUCCACACAGCUCCACAGUCACAUGUGUGACCAGGAUCAGUGCAUUCAGAGCACCAAGUUCGUCCUGCAGGCUGCAGCCACGCCCCUACUCCACAGCAACCCUGUCGUUCUGGCCCCUCUGCCCGCCAAGACCCCCACGCUGGGGGGUCCCUGCUCCUACCUGGCACCGACGCAGCCGUCCCUGCCGUCCUGCGCCGGAGAUGUCAUGACGUUAAGGGAUCCCACCGUUGACUCCCACUGCCACCAUCACCUGCACCUGCAUCACCUCCAUCACCACCACUUCGCCAGCCCCGAGGAGACGCCAUGCAGCACACCGCAGGGUGCCCUGUCCUGCCCCGCCCAUGUGCACCUACAGCACCCACCACCACCGCUACCCCACCCACCUGUCCUGUACAACCCCGUCACUCAGGACGCUCUGCACGAAGACUCGGUCAGAGGGCUGGUGAAACUCAGCUCAGUCUGAGCCGAAGGAGUUUAGGAUGGGAAGAGACUUCAGGAAUGUAACAAAGACACAGACUGAACUUUUGAAAAAUCUCCUGAACCUUAACAUUUAAUAUUAUAAAUGUUAUCUUUAUGGUUUUUAUUUUACUCAAAGUUUUGAGUUUCUUACUCCAACCUGGUGCUGCAAAGAGUGCAAAACUGCCACAAUAGUCCCCUCUGCAAACACAAACAAUGAACUUGAUGUUGGUGAUUUUUUUAUACUGUUAUGACUUUUUUACAAGGUUCUAAAGUGCACAGCGCCUUGCAAACGUUUUUAUACCCAUCAAACUAUUUCAGCCCUUCAGUCUAUUCUAUAGGAUAGACCAACACAAGUAGUGUAUCAGUGGAGAAGUGGAACAAAGAUGGUUUACACAUUUUUUACAAAUACUAGAGUUUGUUGCAUGGGAGUUGAUGGGAAAGAUAGACUGAGCUAAAUCCAGGAUAAUCCUGGAAGAAAACCUGUUAGAGGAUGCAGAAGACUUGAGACUGGGGGCAGGGGUACCUUCCAGCAACCCCUUAUGUGUUGGAAUGGCCUAGUCAAAUCCAACCAAGUAUCUGUUGCUGGUGUUCACAGAAGCUCUCCAUCCAACAUGAGAUGAGAAGCUUGAGAUGUUUUGCAAGAAGAAUGUGGCAAAAAUGUCAGUUUAUAGAUGUUCAAAGAAAAAACCCAAAAGAUCUGCAACCAAAGGAGGUUUUACAAAGUACUGACUCAGGUGGGCUGAAUACAAAAGCAUGCCACACUUUUCAGAUGGGUAAAAAUUUAAAACCCUGAAUCGUUUUUCUUCCACUGCACAGCGAUGGCCUAGUUUGUGUUGAUCUGACUCAUAAAUCCCAGUAAAAUCCAGUGAAUGUUGUGGUUUUAAUCUGACAAUGUGGAAAAGGUUAAUGCGUAAUUAAUACUUACACAGGGUUCUGUAUUUAUGUUCAGAAGUUUGGGUUGUAUGGUUUCAGGUGUUUAACAUUCAGGUGAAGCAGUUUGACUCAGAGGAGGAGCUGCACCAGGACCAACGUUGGACUUUUUUCUUGUUUCUACUUUCAUCUUCCUCCUCUUAGAGGAAUUUAUUGAACAGAGAACUUUAAAUCCAGAAUAAGCUAUUUUAGUGCCGAUGAGAUGUUGCACCAAAAACCACAAAACUCUUUCUUCUUCUUCUUGUUUGAUUGUUUCCGUGGAGUUUUGGAGCUGAUGGAGCCCAGCUACACUGCCACACACCCGAGUCGGACUUCACCUCAUUGAUUCGUCACAACGACUGUGUCUAGUUUUAUACUUGUGAUGUCAUCGCUGCAUUAAAUUAAACCAUUCUGUGCUUUUAUUCUGAA